This is a messenger RNA of Chelonus insularis, 4172 nucleotides long. It is a transcript of the gene mle, whose product is annotated as maleless. The coding region runs from base 355 to 4020 and encodes 1221 amino acids. NCBI's taxonomy places the organism in Eukaryota, Metazoa, Arthropoda, Insecta, Hymenoptera, Braconidae. Gene Ontology annotation, biological process: positive regulation of transcription by RNA polymerase II; regulation of mRNA processing. The record is from RefSeq and is a predicted model, not a curated record. The transcript is spliced from 4 exons. Gene Ontology annotation, cellular component: nucleolus; cytoplasm; ribonucleoprotein complex. Gene Ontology annotation, molecular function: RNA helicase activity; ATP hydrolysis activity; ATP binding.
UUAGUACCAAAAUCCUAUCCCUGAGCUCGGCCUCCUUAUUAUAUUCUCCCUGGCUCUCGAACUUUUAUACUGGUCUCUCUUCUCUGUCGCUGGCGUAAAAUCUGGGUUGCGCGUAAACGUUUUAACAAACUUUUGUUAACACCGAUGUUUAGUCUGCGCGUAAACAUCAUAAAUUUCCAAAUAUUCUCUCUGAAAUCAACGCACUUAUCUUGUAUUGAGUACAGUAGCCAUCUUGGAUGUGUUAAUCAAGCAUUUUAACAAAAUAAAUGUGACAAGUUCAUUGAUGUCAAAAAUCAAUAACAAUUGACGUGAGCUUGAGUAAAAUUAACUUAAUAAAGUACUUGACUUAGUUUCAUGAUAACAAUGGGUGAUGCAAAAUCAUUUUUACAUCAGUGGUGUGCAAAGAAUGGCAAGGAGCCAUUGUUUGAAGUGCGACCUACAGGGCCAAAACAUCGUCAGCGAUUUCUCUGUGAACUUCGAGUGACAGGUUUUGAUUACGUUGGAGCAGGAAACUCUACAACAAAAAAAGAAUCUCAAGGGAAUGCAUCAAAAGACUUUAUUAGUUAUUUAGUACGCACAGGUCAUGUAAAUGCCAAUGACGUACCAACUGAUGUAUCAACAGUUCAAGAGCCUACCGAAAGUGCCCCUCCGGAUAUAGGGGUACCUAGUACUCCUCAAAAAUCAGUAUUCCAGGAUGGACUUGGUCCCAAUGACAUCGGACAAGCUUAUAGACCAUACAACGACCGUGGAAGAGACAAUUACACUUAUAUCGAUCGAAUAGCUGAACAAAAAAAAGUCGAAGAAGCUGAAGAUGUUGAUGUUAAUUCUAGUAUUCAUGGAAACUGGACUAUUGAAAAUGCUAAAUCAAAGUUACAUCAAUUUAUGCAAAGUAAUAAGAUCAAUACUGAUUAUAAGUAUACUCCUGUUGGUCCAGAUCAUACUAGGAGUUUCGUUGCGGAAAUGACGAUAUAUGUGAAACAGUUAGGCAGGAAUAUAACUGGACAUGAAACUGGAUCAAAUAAGCAAUCUGCAUCAAAGAGCUGUGCUUUAUCCAUUGUUCGUCAACUGUAUCACUUGGGAGUGAUUGAAGCAUUCUCUGGAACAUUAAAAAAGCCAAAAGAUGCUGAACAAAUGAAAUCAUACUCUGUUAAAAUUUCACCAGAAUUAGCAAGUGAAGUGGAGGAACUUUUAGAAUCUCUAGAAAUAAAACCAGUUAAUGUUAAUACCGCUGAAGUAAAAAUAGAUACUCCAGAUCAAAAAGCCCUCGGAAUGUCUUUGAUAACAGAUCAUGUUCUUGAUGACUUCAUUUCUUCAGUACCUCAACCGACCGGAGUUGUUUCUUGGUCUCCACCACAGGCCAACUGGAAUCCUUGGAUUGGAUGCAACAUUGACGAAGGUCCUUUGGCUACAACAUCAUUAGAGAAAUUAUCCCAGGAGAUGGUAUUACAGCAACGUGAGAGACUUCAGCAAGAUCAACAGCUUCAACAAAGCAUGAAAGAAAGAAUGAACUUACCAGUAUAUGCGAAGAAGGGUGAAAUCAUGCAGGCAAUCCAUGACAAUCCAAUUAUCAUCAUCCGAGGAAACACUGGAUGUGGAAAAACUACUCAAGUAUGUCAGUUUAUUCUUGAUGACUAUAUCAACUCUAGACAAGGAGCUGAAUGCAGCAUUGUUGUAACUCAACCUAGGAGAAUUUCAGCCAUUUCUGUUGCUGACCGUGUUGCAGCUGAAAGAUGUGAAAAUCUGGGACAAAGUGUUGGAUAUUCUGUGAGAUUUGAAUCUCUUCUGCCGCGUCCUUACGGAAGUAUUCUCUUUUGUACUGUUGGUGUCCUGUUGAGAAAGUUAGAAGGUGGCUUGAGAGGUGUCUCUCACGUCAUAGUUGAUGAAAUCCAUGAAAGAGACGUCAACUCUGACUUCAUUAUGGUUCUCCUCCGAGAUAUGGUUCACGUUUACCCAGAUUUGAGAGUUAUCUUAAUGUCUGCUACGAUAGACACAACUUUAUUCAGUGAUUAUUUUAAUAAAUGUCCUGUCAUUGAAGUUCCAGGAAGGUCUUUUCCAGUGCAACAGUAUUUCCUUGAAGAUUGUAUUCAUCUAACGAAAUUUGUUCCUCCAGUAGACUCGAAAAAAAGGAAAAACAGAGACGAAGACUUGCCUGAUACAGAACCUGAAGAGAAUCUAAAUCGCAUUAUUAGCACAGAAUACAGUGAAAGAACUAAAAACGCGAUGGCACAGAUGUCGGAAAAAGAAACAAGCUUUGAACUUAUCGUGGCUUUGUUGGAGUAUAUUAAAAACCAGCAAAUUCCUGGUGCAGUUUUAAUUUUUCUGACAGGUUGGAAUUUGAUUUUUGCACUCAUGAGACAUCUUCAACAACAUCCAGUUUUUGGAAGUUCACAAUAUGUCAUCAUUCCUCUUCACUCUCAAUUACCCAGAGAAGAUCAACGCAAGGUAUUUGAGUCUGUUGCGCCAGGAGUAACAAAGAUCAUUUUAUCCACAAAUAUUGCAGAGACCUCUAUCACCAUCAAUGACAUUGUUUACGUUAUUGAUUCCUGUAAAGCAAAGAUGAAGCUUUUUACUUCUCACAACAACAUGACGAACUAUGCCACAGUGUGGGCAUCUAAGACAAAUUUAGAGCAACGAAUGGGCCGUGCUGGUAGAGUGAAACCUGGAUUUUGUUUUCAUCUUUGUUCCAAAGCGAGAUUCAAUAAAAUGGACCAACAUAUGACUCCAGAAAUUUUCAGAACUCCUUUGCAUGAGUUGGCUUUGAGUAUAAAACUGCUGCGUUUGGGAAGCAUUGGAAAAUUUUUAUCCAAAGCAAUUGAACCUCCACCAAUUGAUGCUGUAAUUGAAGCAGAAGUGAUGCUAAGAGAAAUGAAGUGUCUUGAUUCUAAUGAUGAGCUCACACCUUUGGGAAAGAUUUUAGCAAGACUACCUAUAGAACCGCGACUUGGAAAGAUGAUGAUUCUUGGCUGCAUGUUUAGAGUUGGUGAUGCUUUGUCGACCAUGGCAGCUAACAGCACCACCUUCCCUGAAGUGUACAACCUCAGUCCUGACAUGCGACGACUUACUUCACAACAGAAAUGGUUCGCUGGGGCUAGAUUUAGUGAUCACGUGGCCAUGCUUCAUGCAUUCCAAAGUUGGGAAGAUGUGAGAGCGCAGGAUGAACAAGCUGGAGAAAAUUUUUGUGAUGCUAAAGGUCUUAGUUUACCAACAUUGAGGAUCACAUGGGAAGCUAAGCAUCAAUUACAAGAGUUGCUCCAAUCUGCGGGCUUUCCUGAAGAGACUUUGUGUCCUACACCUCUUAAUUAUCAAGCUGGGUCCGAUAUGCGGUUAGAUACCAUCACAGCUCUUCUAUGCAUGGGUCUUUAUCCCAAUGUUUGCUAUCACAAAGACAAGAGAAAGGUACUAACAACUGAAUCCAAAGCUGCUUUGAUCCACAAAACAUCAGUCAACUGCAGUAAUUAUGAACAAAAUUUCCCUUAUCCAUUUUUCGUUUUUGGUGAGAAAAUCAGAACACGUGCUGUUACUUGUAAACAAAUGACGAUGGUGUCACCUAUUCAUUUAUUGCUGUUCGGAUCACGCAAAGUAGAGUUUGUUGAUGGUAUCGUGAGACUAGAUAACUGGAUUAACUUGGACAUGGAUCCAAAACAUGCAGCCGCUAUUGUAGCGCUUCGACCUGCUUUAGAAAGCUUAGUAGUUCGAGCUGCCAAAGAACCAGAAAAGAUUCUCGAACUUAGUCCACUUGAAGAAAAGGUAUUGGCUACUAUUAAAGCCCUUUGUGGAAUGAAUGCGGGAAGAUACGGUAUGGAACCUGUUUCCGGAGGAGUUUAUCAAUCUCGAAGACCACCUAAGAGACACAGUUUUGGGUUUGACAAUAACUUACUCUCUAAAUUCUCACGAAAUCAUCCCGGACCUUUUCGAGGCAGAAGCGGUGGACCUUUUAAUGGAGGAAGUAGAGGCUGGGGUAAUAGUAAUCAAGGAUUUCAUGGACGUAGAUACUCACGAGGAGGUUACAACAAUUAUUAAUAAAUAAUUACUUGUUUACAAUCUUUCAUAUAAUAUUAUACUAUACUUGAUAUUGAAUUCUUAAUGAAAUUAUCAAAAACAAAUAAUUUUUUGAUCAUUUAAUAGUUGAUGAAGUAAUGAAUAAAUUGAAUACUUACAUUAUGUUAUUUAUU